AAACAAGAACGACUGCAGUUUCGUUCUUCAAGACUAUGGCCUCUAUCAGUCAAACUCUUGUUCUACUUGGAGCGGUAGCAAAGUAAGAAGUUUCCCUUAGACGGUUAAGAAAAAAAGUUAUUAAAUAUGGCAUCGACGUCCACUACCAGGCGAGUGCAAGUAUCCCGUGAAAUAUCUAAGUACGCAGCGAGCGUACGUUAACACCGUUUGUGUUAUUGCCGGAGGGAGGAGAGAAGGAGAACGAGACAGUGAAAGUGGAUCAAUACGCGGUGAGCGUGCGGCCUGUCUGGCAGCGUGCGGCUGUUCCUCCUGCGAGGCCGCCUGUCCUCGCAAGGCACUCGCGGCGAACGCGCUGACGUGACAGAUUCACCUGGUUGACAGCCGUGCGAUCGUAGACCCCGUCGCCGGAAUUCCACGCGGCUGAUCGAGGGAUGCGCGGGGAUGCUGCGAUCGAAUCCACGGUGCUCCAUCGCGAGUGUCCGACUUGGCGCGUGAGGCGUUUCGCCGCGGCGGCUCGGCUGGAUCUGAUUUCUCGGGGCGAUUAAAGGGACUGACAGCUCCCGCCCGGAGGCUACCGCCCGGUCCUUCAAUCCUCGACUACCCUCUGUCUAUUUAUCGCUGACGAUCAAAGGGUGUCUUGGUUCGAUUAUGCAGGCGCGGUAGUGACGGACAGGCGACAGAUCGAUCUUCGCUGCAUGGAGACUCGGGGAUUGGUAACUUCGCCGGUUUGCGGUUGACGGGGAAAACGUAGAGGGAAUUAGAAAGCGGCUCGGGUCAUCGUGUUACGUGGCCGAGAUGUACCUGUCUCAUCUUGUAAGACGAGCGUUCUGCAAGCAGGAGCUAACUUGCCUGCGAUUCCUGCGAUGGACCGUCCUGGUGCCGCUCGUGAUUUAUAUAUCGCUCCUAUUUGUCAAGUACAAUAAAAGCGUGCCUCUGAAAAGUUUAUCGACCCCGAGCGACAGGGACAAAGAGGGUGUCGCGAUAGACAACCUGUUCUUCGAACUGGAGACCGUGACGGCCGACAAGAAGAGCUUGGCGGGUCACAAGGACACGGGAAUCAAUCGGCACGGGGACGACGAGAGCAUACGGGAGGUCGUGGAGGCGGAAAAUCGCCAGGAUCCGAGAAACCUUCUCGAGGACAUUUUCCGGAGAGCCGACACCGACGAGAACCAAUUGCUGGACAUUCAGGAGCUGGCCAAGUGGAUCCACGCGAAGAUCACCGAGCACAUCACGCGGGCCAUGCGAGAGAACGUCGGCUUGUUCACCGCCAUCGACAACAAUCCUAGAAACGGUGAGGUAUCGUGGGACGAAUAUCACGCCUAUUUCCUGAGGACCCACGGCUUCUCCGAGACCUACAUAAAUUCUCACAACAAGAAGCACAGCGAGAUGCCAAGGGCGCUGAAGGAGAGCAUAAUGAGGGAUCGAGCGCGAUGGGCCGAGGCCGCUAGAAACGAUCCCGAGAAAUUGGCUCUGGACGAGUUUCUCGCUUUCACACAUCCCGAGAGCAGUCACAGGGCCCUUCUGCAAAUGGUGGAGGACCUCUUUGAGAAAUUCGAUCGGGACGGCGACGAGCAACUAACGGAAGACGAGUUCUCGGACUUGCCGGCGGAAGGGGUCGGCCUGGAUUUACGCGAAGAUCGGCCACAGUCGAUAGGAGGCAGCGAAGACAGGCGUAAGGAGUUCCGACAUCUGAUUGAUAAGAACAAGAACGGGAAAGCGGAUCGAACCGAGCUGCUGAUGUACAUCGACCCACGAAACCCCAGACAUGCUAUCCAAGAGGCCCAACACUUGAUCACGCUGUCGGAUACGAAUUUAGACGGGAGACUGGAUCUUCCGGAAAUUCUGAGCAAGAUGGACCUGUUUCUCGACAGCAAGAUGGUAGACACCGAGAAAAGUUUUCACGACGAAUUUCGAUAAUCUCCGCAUAUGAACGAAUGUAGCUAUAAACAUUGAGGAUUGAACAGGAAGGCUUUCUCCUUCGACAUUUGUACUGAGAAAUUAGACAAUAUCAUUUUUCCACCGAUGGUCAACGAGGGAUUAGACCAAUACAGUUAAUUAAUCGAUUUGUGCAGGGUACAUAUUAGUAAACUUCAACGGGAUUUCUUUACGCACGUUAAUCGAGCUAUUGCGCAGAUAAAAAUUAUAGGCUUUUAGAACGUAUCUGUGAUAGUCUUUACGACGUAGAAUAUCAUUUAAGUAGGCGCAAUUAUUAUGACAUAGUGGUAGGUAAGUAUUACGUUAAUUCGCGAUAAACGGGAAAAUGAUUCAAUCAGACCGUUUGCACAGUUAGGACGAUCGAUAAUUAAUUACCAAUUGGAUGAACGAUGACGAUAUGGAUAUAGGGUUGCAAAUCCGUCCUUUUGUAGAUCUCUUUCAUGACUUCUUAGUGUCUUUCUCGUGUGUGACUCGUUCGUGAACUAUCUAGAAGACUUAUUUAGAUUCCAAACGCGGAGAUUAGAAAGAGAGUUCUCCGUUUUGAAUUACCGGUCUAAAAGUAUCGUUUAAGUCGUGCAAGAUGAAAAUAUCAGAGAUAAUGUAACAUAAUAUAUCUAUUUAAUUUGUGAUAUUAAUGAAGGUAAUUAAUAUUUAUAUAAUAAUAUUC
Messenger RNA from Vollenhovia emeryi, 2602 nucleotides. RefSeq names its product 45 kDa calcium-binding protein (gene myd). Gene Ontology annotation, cellular component: endoplasmic reticulum. The transcript is spliced from 5 exons. Gene Ontology annotation, biological process: calcium-ion regulated exocytosis. NCBI's taxonomy places the organism in Eukaryota, Metazoa, Arthropoda, Insecta, Hymenoptera, Formicidae. Gene Ontology annotation, molecular function: calcium ion binding. The record is from RefSeq and is a predicted model, not a curated record. Bases 796 to 1917 code for a protein of 373 amino acids.